GCGCACCUGAGAGAAUAUCCGCAAUGACCGCCAACACGCCUACCAUUACACGCCAUAGCACCUUCUCGACGGCAGCUCGGCUAUGGUCUGACUUUGGCGAUCAAUACAAUGACCCCUCUGGCGUAGCCUACACGAUGCCAAUUAUCCGACCUGCUCUGAAGACUUAUCUCUUUCCACUCUUCGAUGAGCUCCGAAGGGCGAGUGGCAACCGCGAGCCUCUUCAAGUCCUUGUUCUGGCUUGUGGCUCCGGUCCUGAGGUUGACGUCCUCGUUGACGGCUACGGUGACGAGCAAAUGAAGAUCCUCGCCACCGACUUUGCAGAGGGGAUGGUCAAGACCACACAGAAAAUGGUUCACAGCAAAGGGAAGAGCUCCAUGGUCGAGACCAAGGUCCUUGAUGCUACCAACAUGGACCUCCCUGACUCGUCAUUCGACGUGAUCCUUUUGUUUCUCGGACCGAUGCUGCUACCAGAUCCUCCUCGAGGUCUCGCCGAGAUUCGCCGCGUUUUGCGCCCUGGUGGUUUGUCUGCCUUCCUCACCCCACAGGAUUUCCAUCAGUACGACAUCAUUGAUGAAGCAAAGCACCUCAUCGUCCAAGCUCGGCCUAGUAAUUUAAGCGAAGAAGAGCGAUGGCGUGGAAUUCCUUUCAAGCGUUUCCGCGAUAGCCCGAUGAUGCGCACUUGGGGUCAAUUGUCUUUUGUCCAGGACAAAGUCGCCAAAGCCGGCUUUACCAGAGUGAAGGGCACUGUCGUUAAUGGCAUGAGCGUGAUUCAGCCGAAUGAGGUCGCCACCUUUCUCUCAUCCUUACUCCACAAUCCAGGCAUGCAGUUCAUCAAAGCGUCAUUUUCUGAGGAGGAGUGCAAGGCUUUCGAGUACCACCUUGGCAACAUAAUAAUCGAGAAAUGGCCACCACCGCAAGCCCCUCAACUUCGCUGCGGCGGAAAUCUUGUGUGGGGCUAUGAGCCUGUCGACCAGUAA
Messenger RNA from Acaromyces ingoldii, 977 nucleotides. RefSeq names its product S-adenosyl-L-methionine-dependent methyltransferase. The transcript has 3 exons. The record is from RefSeq and is a predicted model, not a curated record. Gene Ontology annotation, molecular function: S-adenosylmethionine-dependent methyltransferase activity. Bases 24 to 977 code for a protein of 317 amino acids. NCBI's taxonomy places the organism in Eukaryota, Fungi, Basidiomycota, Exobasidiomycetes, Exobasidiales, Cryptobasidiaceae.